This is a messenger RNA of Gaeumannomyces tritici R3-111a-1, 7680 nucleotides long. RefSeq lists its product as hypothetical. The transcript is spliced from 3 exons. The record is from RefSeq and is a predicted model, not a curated record. Bases 1048 to 7131 code for a protein of 2027 amino acids. NCBI's taxonomy places the organism in Eukaryota, Fungi, Ascomycota, Sordariomycetes, Magnaporthales, Magnaporthaceae.
UUUUCUCCCUUUGAUCUUUGCUUUUGCGAUUUGUUCUUUUGCCUAGCCUGUGGGGAAAAACGAGAGAAGAAAAACGCGAGAAGAAAAGAACACGCCGCCUAGUGGACGCGAGGACCGGUAGCGAGCCUCGUUUCCCCUGUCUGCCCUCACUGACGGGGGGCUGCCCACUGUACUUCAAUAGGCACGGUACCCUGUACACAGUACAACAAGGCGUGUUCACGACCGGGCACCUCCGUGCUCCACUGCUCCGCCCAGCCAUCGUCUCGUCACGUCAAUUUCCGUUUUGCGUUCGUCGCCGUGCUUUCUUUUCACUCGCCAUCCACGCCGGCCCGCCAUGUAAGUCGCGCCCUUUCUCCUUUGCUUGCCGCAACCAAACGUGGUCAGCCGCAGAGGGCCACUCACCAGAGGAGGCUGCCUGCAAGCACAAGCACAAACACAAACGGGACUUGAAGUGGUGAUACGCACCGCCCCUCCAAAGCUCCGCGAGGGUGUGUCGCACUGCACCGCGACUUCACCAAUCCCGUCACACGCGCCCUUCUUUUUUCCUACUAGACCCAACCGCGCAAUUGGCCCCCUUUUCGCAGCCCAUCAUCCUCCUUGCAUGCGCAGGAGUCAAAGGAACGAGGCCGAUAGGGACGCACGGCAAAUUCUAAAAAGUCGGUCUAGUAACACCAGCCAACAGAACACCUUGUGACGAACUUCCAACUCGCCCUCCCGCGAGAACCAUCUUCGAGGCUGUUGUUUUAUUACUAUUGUUAUUCUUCUUCUUCUUUUGUUCUUCAUCUCUCAAUUGUUUAGUCUAGAGCCGCCGAAACCGCCCUCGACCGACACCCAAGGACAACGCCUGUCCACACCCGACGACAAGCUUGCGAACCGCUGCGCCGCUGCCUCCCUGUUGGGACACAGGCGCCCCUCUCCCGAACACACACUACAUCCCCCGCACUUUGUUUCGUCUUCACGGUUGGCGCAACUGCGAGCCUACGCCGAUAGCUUCCAUGGGUCUGAUACCCGCCCGCCAUCACACUGUGAACUCCUUGAACCUUCAGGAUGGCCACGGCCAAGGUUUUGUUCUCCCCGCCCCAUGUCUGGACAGGAGACCGCGGCGCGUCUGGGUGGCCAGCAACCCAUCUUGGGACGAGGACGGCUGGAUUGGGUGACCAUGUCAUUCCAUGGACCCCGGAGGACGUGCAUUUGAGGCUGAGAUGCAUUGCGAGAGCGUGGCUAGCGAGCCCUAAACGGGAGAAUUCUAGACACGCGAAUGCGCUCCUCACAGCACCAAAGCUCGGCCCGUGCUGGUCGCGGACAUUAGCACAGCGCGGCCUCGUUGCACCAGGUCAUGAGUGGGACGACUGCGGCUCGCCAACCCUUCCGAGCGACCAGACGACCACUUCCGAGCUAGCCUCUCGCAAGCCUCCUUCCGCUGCAAAUCUAGACCCUCCCCGGCCUUCGCUCGAUAGGACACCAGGACGCAGGAAUCGUGACAGCGGCCUGUUUGCCGACCCGGCCGCAGCUGCCGAUGUUGAUUUCAGCUGGCAAGGCGGCUUCCGGGAAGCUGCCAAGAAGAAGAAGGGUGUCAAUCAGAAACCCCCUGUCCAGCAGCCACCACCACCGCCCCCGCCUCCGGAGGCUCCGAGCGGCGGCGGUGACGAGAACGCCGAGAACAAGGACGGUGAUGGUGCCGGCGAUGGUGCCGGCGACGGCGCCGGCGAUGGAGGUGCUGGAGGUGGGGGCGACGACAAGAAGGAUGCGGAAGACAAGAAUGAUGACGACAAUAAGGGUGACGAAAAGAAUGAUCCCGAGCCCGCCAUCGACGACCCCUGGGCAGUGUCAUCCACUCCCAAGAAGAAGAAGAAGAAGGGUGUGGCCGUUGUCGAGGAAAAACCUGCCGAGGAACCGCCGGUUGUCGAGCAAAAGGAGCAAUACCCCCCAGCCAAGUCCUCGAAUGCGUUUCACGAUGUCAAGCCGGAUGAACCCGCCCCGACAAUCGAAGUCGACCUCAGAAAGGUCACCAAAGCCGCAGUAGGCAAGCUCUCCUCAUGGGGCUGGGGCGGUUGGGGUAGUAAGAACGACUCAAAACAGUCACAAGUCCACAUGGAAGAGGUCAAACCACCACCCGAGCCAGUGAAGCCUGCGGCUGAGAACUCGCGAGGUCUCGAUCGAGACAAGGCGAGCAAGAAGGGCAAGAGCACGACCUUGGAAUUCGGCGAGACUGUGGAACCCAAGGCUGCCCCGGAACCUGCUCCUGCGCCCAUAAUGUCUGCCUUGAAGAAAAAGAAAGAGGACGACCCCUUCGGGGCCUGGGGUCUCAAGGCAAACAAGACAAGGGUUGCGGACGAGCCCCCAAAGGUCAAGGCCAAGGAGCCAGAAGACCCAUGGGGACUUGCACUAAAGGCGAGCAAGCCCAAAAAAGGCAAAACCUCGCUAUGGGACGAUGAGAUCAAUGAGCCGGUCCCGGUCCCGGAACUGGAACAGGAGCCUGAAAAGCAGGAGCCUCCAGUCGAAGAGACACUCCCACCCAAGGACCCUGACACUGAACAUCAGCCGCCGACAGACGAUGCCGCGUGGGGUUGGGGUGCUGCCACUGCUGCUCCGACCAAAAAGAAGAAGAAGAAGGGCAAAGGUGGCGCCGACGAGGUCCCUCCUCCUCAGUCUCCGCUUCCGCCUCCCGAGCCAGUGCUGGUACCCGAGCCGGAGCCGGAGCCGGAAAAGGCCGAAGAAGAGGCAGAGGAGAAAAAGGAAGACAUCGGCUUUAGCUGGGGCGCCCCGCCAGCGACGAAAAAGGACAAAAAGAAGAAAACCAAGCUUUCCGUCUGGGACGAGCCUGGUGAGGAGCCGGAACCAGACCCAGAGCCAGAAAAGCCUGCUGAGCCCGAGCCCAAGGUUGAGGUCGACUCUAUAUGGGACCCCCCUGCCACCAAGAAGGAGAAGAAGAAGAAGAGCAAAGCCAUGGUCGAGGAGUUGCCACCCCCCCAGCUUCCGGAACCGGAGCUAGAGGUUCUGAUAGAAACGGAAUCGGUCGAGGAAGAAAAAGACAGCUGGGGGCUUGGAUGGGGUUCUAGCACAAAGGACAAGAAGAAGAGCAAGACCGCAGAGCCCGAAGUCGUCAAAAAGGCUGAUGCAAUACCCGAGCCCGAGUCGAGGGUCAAGGAGGACAAGCAGGACGACAGAUGGGCUGGAGCCGGCUGGGCAGCUCCGAUCAAGAAAGAGAAGAAGAAGAAGAGCAAGACCAUCGUGGAGCCCGAGCCAGUCAAGGAGCCCGAGCCCGAGCUUGAACCCGACCCCGAACCGGAGCCCGAACAGAAGCCUGAGCCUGAGCCUGAGCCUGAGAAGGCCGACGAAGACGCCUUGGGCUUCUCCAUGCCCUCCAAGAAGGACAAGAAGAAGAAGAAAGGCGCGGUUGAAGAGACCAAAGCGGAGCCUCCUGCCCAAGAUACCACGUCCUCCAAGAAGGAUAAGAAGAAGAAAAGCAAGACGGCAGACCCCGAGCCCGAGCCCGCCAAGCAGCCCGCCGCUGACGACUGGGCCGGUUGGGACCCGGCCAAGACAAGCAAGAAGGUUGAGGAUUCACUGAUUGAUCUCGACAAAGAGGAGACCGUCGAGGAGGAGGACAAGGAGGAGGAGGAGGAGCCUGAAAGCGGUGGUGGUGGCUUCUGGAGCGCCUUCGGAUUGGGCGGGAGCGGCGGAAAGAAAAAGAAGGAAGAGCCCAAGCCUGAUGUCACUGAGGAGCCUGUCAUCGAUGACACUUGGGGUUCCGCCGCUACCAAGAAAAAGAAGAGUAAGUCCAGCAGCAAGAACCCCCCAGCCGAGGAGGUCGAGGAGACGGAUCUCUUGUCCGUCGAACUCGACGGUGACGAGGAAGGGAAGGACGACAAGCCCGACGACGACAACCCCUGGGCCAGCAUUUCCAAGUCCAAAAGCAAAGAGAAGGACAAGGAAAAAGAGAAGGACAAAAAGAAGGAGCCCAAGCUUAGCAAGAAGGAACUGGAGAAGCUUGAGAAGGAGAAGAAAAAGGCCGAAAAGGCCGAGGAGAAACGGCUGAAAAAGGAGGCGCAAGAGGCCGAGGAGAGUGCUAGGCGAGAGGCUGAGGAGGCCGAAGAAGCCGCCGCCCGUGAGGCCGAGGAGCAAGCCGCUCGCGAGGCAGAAGAAGCUGCGCGCGAGGCCGAAGAGGCUGCCCAGCGCGAGGCCGAGGAAAAGGAGCGACUGGAGCGGGAAGAACAGGAGCGGAAGGAUGCCGAAGCCGCCGAGGCCAUGCGCGAGGAUGCCGAGCUCGCAGCGCUGCAAGUCAAGAAGGAUACCUCGAGGCUCAAGAAAUUGAUGAAAGCGGACCAGGCCAGGUACAACCUGCUCAGCGCCAAGGCGAAUAAACGAGCCGAAGAAAAGGCGGCUCGUGAGGCCGAAGAGCAAGCAGCGAAAGAAGCCGAGGAAGAGGCGGCUCGUAAGGCCGAAGAAGCUGCAGCACGCGAGGCCGAGGAGAAAGCCGCCCGCGAAGCCGAAGAAGCCGAGGCCCGCGAAGCCGAAGAGGAGGCGGAGCGUGAGCGAGAAGAGGCUGAGGCAGCGGCAGUGGCGGCGGCUGCUCUGGUCAUCGGGGCGGACUCCAAGAAAAAGUCCAAGUCCAAAGAUAAGGACAAGGACAAGGACAGGGAGAAGAGCUCGUCCAAGUCCAAGUCCAGGGAUGCCGAAAAAGCAAGCGCCAAGAUAUCAUCCAAGGACAAGAGCAAGAGCAGGGACAAGGACAAGGACAAAACGCGAGACGGCGACGAGGCCAAGGGUCAAGGCGAGGAUGACGAUGUUGAGGAUCUGGACCAGCACCUGCUUGGUCUUUCGCCAGAGGAAGUUGAGGAGCUGCUGAAGGGCGCACCGCCCUCCAAGGCCCCAGCGCCUCCUUCGCCGCCCUCAGCGCCCGUGGCAGCACCCGCUCUGUCAUCCGACGCGUUCGGCUUCUGGGGCGCAUCCAAAAAGGCCAAGCCGGUCGUGCCAUCUCCGCCCCCGGAAGACGUCAUGACAGUCCAUGACGACGCUCUUGGUGCCGAUGUCUGGAAGGACGCGAGGGCUCCGAGGACCAAGAAGGCCUAUGGUGGCAAGAUUGCGGACCGCCUCAAGGCGUUUCAGCCCGUCCAAGACCCGCCCGAGGUGAGCGAAGACGACGGAGAGCCUGAACAAGAACCACUGCCUCCGCCGCCGCCGCCACCGCCACCACCAGCCGACGAUAGAAAGGCCCGUUCUAGGUCCAAGCGAGACAGAGAGCCGCCUCGGGUUGAGGUGCUUGAAGACCCUGUCCCUCCAAGAAGGCAUCGAAGAUCGCAUGCUCCUGGUGCGUUUCCUGAUGAAGACGGGGACGAAAUUGUCGAAAUUGUCGAAAUUGUCGAGGCACCCAAAAGGUCGAGCAAGAAGACCAGCAAGUCACGCUCCAAGGGUGACCCCGUCACGUUGGUGCCACCCCCCGUCCCCCUCGCGCCACCCCCUCCCCCCGCCGUACCUGAAGUCCCGUUGUCGCCGCCGCAUGACGGGAGGAGAAAGGAGCGGCCCAGGGGCAGCCGCGAAAACUCGGGCUCCUGGGGCAUGUGGAACGCGGCGGCGCCGCCGCCGCCGCAGCCGCAGCCGCAGCCGCGAAAGGAGGAACGUAAGCACUCUUCCAGGUCCGAGCGGAAGGAGAGGGAGUACGGGCUGUCCUCGUCAAAGCACCGCCCGGCGGAGGGGUCUCCGCCCCCGGAGGCGCGGCCCGAGCGCAUGAGGGACGGGUCCGGUAAGGUGCGCAUGGCAAGCGUUUUUGAAAGCACGCCGCCUUUGUCCAAGUCAGCAUCGACACGCGACGGGAGACCUAGUCGGCCGUCGCGCCGACACUCUGCAGAUGUGCAUCACGACCUUGCCUCGCCACCUCCCGAGGAGGAGGUGCCCGAGAUGACGGACAAGGCAGCCAAGAUCCUGGGCGUCAAGAGCAGCAGCAGGCGGAAGAAGGUGCGGACUGCAGACGAGGACGAUGUCGUAGUGAUCGAGGCUCACGGCCCGGAGCAUGGCCGACGGCAUAGAUCCUCAAAGUCAACGCAGCUGCCGAGGGACGACGACGUGUUCGUGACGGACCGCCACGAAGCCCCACCACCACUGAAGCGAAGCAGCUCGAGCACCAAGAAGGGCCUUGCGGGUCUCUUUGGCGGGAUCCUGUCGAACCCACGCUCCUCGGAACCGGCGCCGGCCCGGCCCGAGCUCAGACGACGCGGUACGUACGUGACGGAUGACGAGGCGAACCACGAGGGCGCUUCGGGUGCUGUGACGGACGUGGAAGAGGCUAGGCGUGCUGCGCGCCGAUCCCGCCGAACCGAAAAGGUCGUGGAGGAUCCCCGACAAGCCAAGGAUGAGGCACGACGCCGGCGGAAACAGGAAGAGGAGGCUGAGGCUCGGAGGCGUGAGGAGAAGGAGGCGCGGCGGGCGAAGCGGCACGCGGACCGCGCCCGGGAGGAAGCCGAGCGGCUGGCGGCCGAGGAGCAGCAGAGGGAUGCCGAACGUGCCGAGCGUCGAAGGCAGCGCAAAGAACGCGAGCGCAACCGACAGGCCGAAGACGCUGGCGUGUCGCGCCACGAGCGCCGGCGCCACGAGAGCGAGAGGGACGAAGAAGAAGAGCGUCGACGGCGCCACGAGGCGCGGCGUGCAGCGCGUGAGGCCGACCGCACGCAAAGCGGCGCUGAGUCUCGACCCCGGCGUCGCGGGGAGGAGCGAGUGUACUCCCGCAGCAAGUCGCACCAAGCCGACGAACGACACAAGGACGGCUGGCCACACUCUGGCACGUCGUCCUGGGUCAAGGACAACUCGGACGCGCAGCCACCCCAGGACGAAGGCAGGGGCAGCGCCUCGCCCGACGACGACGAGGAAGCGCGGCGGGCAGCACGGAGGGCAGACCGCCGACGGAGCAAGUACGACGACGAUAGGGCGGCUGCUGCUGAGGAGGAAGCCCGGCGGCGGAGGCGCAAGGAGGGCAGAGACGACCGCGACCGCGACCGCGAACGUGACCGCCGGGCCGGUGGCAGUGGGGGCGGCGUGUCCGACGGCAGCGACGAGCGCAAGCACAGCCGACGCACGUCGACCUUUAUGGAUGCGCAGCCGAGGAGCAGCUGGUGGAAGAAGCUGACGGGAUCAUGAUGGUCCGUCGUGGGUUCUCACCCUUCCUAUUCCCAUAUUUCCUAGAGUGUGCGCUUGUUGUUUAUUUUUCUGCAUUUUGGAGCAAUUGUUGAGCGAUGUUGUUUUUCCUCUUGGUACUGGGCUCACCCAACUCUAUCUUUUGUUAAUUUCUUAAUGUGCUCCGACAGCUGUCACCUCUUCCUUUUUCACCCUUUGGUUUGCGGUUGGAUACCCCCCUUGCACACCUCCCAACAUACCUAUACAGCAGCACGUGCGCGAGCCCACCCAAGCGAGGCGUCGUGGGGGAAAUUCGGGCGUAUGUUUUGAUUGAUCUGUACGAGAUGGUUGACCAGAUGCGGCAGUGACGAGUCUCACUUUAUGUCCUUAUUUUCCGGGCUGGCAUGUAUGAACACGGGCAGUUAUUUGAGGCGGGGGGAAAUCAAGGCUUAUUAGUCCUCGUGGGUAGAAUAUGGAAUAUCUCGAGACAUAAUAAACGCGACGAGAGGGCUCUUGCCCUGUCUAGUUGGCACAUGUGCUCUCUGCAUAUCUGAUUCGCGUGUUCCUGGGCCG